AAGGAGUUGAGCAAGUCCUACAUCUCCAGCUCUCAUCUCUCUCUCAAGUAAAACCCUAAAUUACGAUCUUCCCUCUUUCUCUUUCUCUUUCUGCAAAUUUCUUCACAUCUUCUCUUCUUUUUCUUCAUUUCUUCAUCACUGUCGAUUCAUUCUCUCUCUAUUGGCCGGUCGAUUCAUUGUUCAUACUUUCUCACUAUCUCAUCAAGGGCUUCUUAUUUUCCCGCUCUUAAGAUUUCGCUUUUCUCUCGCUUCAUUUCACGUGAUUUUCGGAACAUUUCUUUGCUUAAUUAAGGAUUUAACUGAGGUAUAACAAGCUGGCGGAAGUUGAGAUUUCGUGAUGGCGGAUCCGCCAGACUCCCGCCUACUCUUAGUUCUUGAUUACUCUUUAAGAUUGCUAUUCGAGUUUGAAAAUCGUAACAGUGUGCAAAAUAACGAUACGGAAGUAUGCUGACCGUGCUGCGUGUACACCUUCCUUCUGACAUUCCGAUAGUAGGCUGUGAGCUAACGCCUUAUGUCUUGCUGCGUCGUCCUGACAAAACAUUAUGGGCCGAUGAUAUCUCUGAAUCCGCGUCACUCGACGGUUGCUUCUUGAGAUACAAAUGGUACCGAGUUCAAAGUGAUAAGAAAAUUUCAAUUUGUAGUGUACAUCCUUCUGAACAAGCCACCUUACAGUGUUUAGGAUGUGUUAAGGUCAAGAUACCAGUAGCCAAAAGUUACCAUUGCACUGCUAAAUGCUUUUCUGAUGCAUGGCAACAUCACCGGGUUCUACACGAGCGUGCUGCAAUUGCCGAGAGUGAAAAUGGAGCUGAGGAUGAAGAAUUGUUUGGGCGUUUCAAUAGUACAGGAGCUGCUGCUAGCUUAUCUUCUUCCCAGUCUAAUCCUAAUUUGGCAAUUGCUGCCACACCUGUAUUCCCUGCAACAAUUACCCAGAGGAAUGGUGGGGAAACAUGGUUUGAAGUUGGACGUUCUAAGACGUAUACUCCAACAGCAGAUGACAUUGGUAAUGUACUACAAUUUGAAUGCGUUGUAAUAGAGGCAGAAACCAAACUUUCGGUUGGUCAUGCAAGUACUUUACUGACAUCUCGCGUCAUACCAGCUCCAACCCCUACGCCACGUCGAAUGGUCCCCGUGGUGGUCCAUUUAGAUAAUGAUGUCAGAAUGUCGUCAACAGGAAAUUUUACAGUGCUAUCAUAUAAUGUUUUAUGUGAUAUGUAUGCCACUAGUGAUUCAUACAGUUACUGUCCUUCGUGGGCUCUUUCAUGGCCUUACCGCAAACAGAAUUUGCUAAGGGAAAUAGUUGGUUAUGGUGCUGAUAUUGUUUGUCUGCAAGAGAUUCAAAGCGACCACUUUGAAGAGUUUUUUGGACCUGAGCUGGACAAGCACGGUUACGAGGCUUUAUAUAAGAAAAAAACUGCAGAGCUUAUCAAUGGGAAUAGUGCUAGCAUAGUUGAUGGUUGUGCAACAUUUUUCCGUAGGGGCAGAUUUUCACAUGUCAAGAAAUACGAGGUUGAAUUUAAUAAAGCUGCACAAUCACUCACUGAUGCUUUCAUUCCUGCUCCUCAGAAGAAAAUUUCACUUAAUCGAUUGGUGAAGGACAAUGUUGCGCUAAUAGUUGUUCUUGAAGCAAAAUUUAGUAAUCUGGGGGUUGAUAAUCCUGGAAAACGCCAGCUUGUCUGUGUGGCAAAUACUCAUGUCAACGUUCAUCAAGAGUUAAAGGAUGUGAAGCUCUGGCAGGUCCAUACUCUCCUGAAAGGAUUGGAAAAGAUAGCUUCCAGUGCUGAUAUUCCCAUGUUGGUCUGUGGGGAUUUUAAUGCUGUACCUGGAAGUUCUACUCAUGCACUUCUUGCAACGGGAAAAGUCGAUCCAUCGCAUCCUGAUCUGGCAGUUGACCCUCUUGGAAUCUUGCGACCUUCCAGCAAACUAACACAUAACCUACCACUGGUGAGUGCUUACUCAAGUUUUGCAAGGCCUGGAGUUGGUCCUGGCUUAGAGCAACACAGAAGAAGAAUCGACGCCUCUACAAAUGAUCCUCUUUUUACAAACUGCACCAGGGAUUUUAUCGGCACUGUUGACUACAUUUUCUAUUCAGCUGAUUGUUUGAUGGUGGAAUCUUUGUUGGAAUUAUUGGAUGAAGAUAGCUUGAGGAAAGAUACCGCACUUCCUUCGCCCGAGUGGUCCUCUGAUCAUAUAGCACUCAUGGCUGAAUUUCGCUGCAACCCGAAAAGACGAGGAUGAUAGUAUUUGCUUGCUGGCUCUGGCUGGUUGGGUGGUAUAAUAAUUCAAUAAUAUUUUGUUUCUCCAGCAGGUCCCCCCAUUGAAUGUCAAAGGUAAACAAACAAAGAUAAGUAAAACUGUAAUAGACUGUCUUCUUUUUUACCAUAAAAAAACAAAAUGUAUCAUGUUGACAUCAUCCAUCCAUCAUCUCUCUUGUAAAAAAAAGAUUCUUAAGCAAGCAAUUUCUCAUUUUCUUUU
Impatiens glandulifera is the source of this 2472-nucleotide messenger RNA. Its product is annotated as carbon catabolite repressor protein 4 homolog 2-like. Gene Ontology annotation, cellular component: nucleus; cytoplasm; CCR4-NOT complex. The record is from RefSeq and is a predicted model, not a curated record. NCBI's taxonomy places the organism in Eukaryota, Viridiplantae, Streptophyta, Magnoliopsida, Ericales, Balsaminaceae. Bases 445 to 2235 code for a protein of 596 amino acids. Gene Ontology annotation, molecular function: poly(A)-specific ribonuclease activity. Gene Ontology annotation, biological process: nuclear-transcribed mRNA poly(A) tail shortening. The transcript is spliced from 11 exons.